CUGUUUACAAUGUGUAAGACAGAGUCGAGAGAUGGAAGAUGGACACAAGUCAUAAAAAAGCCAAAAAGGAUGGAAAAUUUGACACCCAUCGUCCAUAUAAACUAGCUCAUCAGACAUUAUGUAUCAGGGCCAUCAACUUCAGGCAGAGAGCCAUUUUUGGCUAUGUGGAACUCACCAUCCAUCCACUUCAGAAUGACCUGAGAAGAAUCAAGAUAAACAGCAAACAAUGUAAACUGUUCCAUGUAGCAGUCAAUGACCAGUGGGAGGCUCGCUUCCUGUACAAUGACCCCACUCUAGAGAUUUGUCAGGAAGAUGGCAAACAGAGGAAUCUGGAUUUUUUCCAAAACUGCCACUUGAAGUCUAUGCUUUCUGUUGACCCUGACCAAGGCAAUGGAGAGGUUACCAUUAAACUUCCUGUUGAAGUCUUCCCCAUCAUUGCUGAUCUGAGACCAAUUAAAGUCUGUAUUGAGUUUGCCGUGGAACAGCCAAAGGGUGGAGUACACUUUGUGAUACCAGAUACUGAGGGCACACUGUCGGAGAAGGCUGCACACAUGUUCACAUACAGACAUGAAAAUUCCUCAAGGCUAUGGUUCCCCUGUAUUGACACAUACUCCGAGCCAUGUACAUGGAAGAUUGAGAUUACCUGUGACCUGAGUAUGACCGCGGUCAGCUGUGGAGAACUUAUCGAGACAGUCUACACUUCAGACAGAAGGAAUAAAACCUUCCACUACUUUCUGUCAAUGCCAACUGCUGCACCAAACAUUGCAAUGGCUGUGGGACCAUUUGAAGUACUAGUUGACCCCAACAUGCAUGAGGUCACCCACUUCUGCUUACCUCAUCUCACGGAUCUCCUCAAACAUACCACCAGUUAUAUCCAUGAGGCGUUUGAAUUUUAUGAAGAGCUGUUGUCUAGUAGAAACCCCUACUCCUGUUACAAACAGGUGUUUGUAGAUGAAAGCUACCAAGACUCCAUGCCAUAUGCCACCAUGACCAUAUUCAGCACCAACCUCCUCCAUUCACCACGGAUCAUCGACCAGACAUUGGAAACACGUCGUAUACUGGCUGCUGCUGUAGCAGAACAGUUCUUUGGCUGCUUCAUCACAAUGCAAUCUUGUUCUGACAUGUGGAUAACAAGGGGCACGGCAGGCUACCUCACAAGUCUGUUUGUGAAGAAAACCUUCGGAAACAAUGAGUACAGGUACAUAAUAAACAGGGACCUAAAGGAGGUACAAGAGUAUGAGAACCGUGUGGGUGGAAUACUGUUGGAUCCUUCCUUAAAAGACUGUAACCACCAUUUCUCCAUACGUAAUCCCCACACGCUAUCACCCAAGUAUAUAGAGGUCUUUUCAAAGAAGGCCUACCUUGUCAUGCGCAUGCUUGAAAUCAGAAUUGGAGCUCAGCUUCUUAUACAGGUUUUCAACAAGGUAUUGUCAUUAGCAUACUCUGCCUCUCAACAGAAGUUCAUUGCCAACACCUGGAACAAUAUGUGUGUGUCUACACACUCAUGUCUGAAGCUGAUCUCCACUGUGACAGGGAAAGACAUUCAACCCUUCCUAGAUCUCUGGGUUACUCAGAGUGGGUGUGCCAGAUUCUUUGGGAACUCUGUUUUCAACAGAAAAAGGAAUGUUGUUGAACUAGAACUCAAGCAGGACCUUGGGGCCAAGGGGUCACUGAAAUAUGUGGGACCUCUGACUGUGACUAUACAAGAACUGGAUGGAUCCUUCAACCAUACAUUUAAGAUUGAAGAAAACAAGACCAAAUUUGAUAUCACAUGCCAUUCUAAAAGCAGAAGAAACAAAAAAAAGAAGAUUCCAUUAAUGACAGCAGAAGAGGUAGAUAUGGAUUUGAGUGCCAUGGAUGCUGACUCUCCCGUGUUGUGGUUGAGAAUUGACCCAGACAUGCACCUACUUAGUCAGGUAACCUGGGAACAGCCAGACUUUAUGUGGCAGUACCAGUUGAAGUUUGAGCGAGAUGUGGUCGCACAGAAAGAGGCUAUUGUUGCAUUAGAGAACUACCCAACAGCUGCUACUAGGAAAGCUUUGACAGACACAUUAGAGAAUGAGCACUGUUUCUACCGGGUUCGCAUGGAGGCCUGUCUCUGUCUGUCAAAGGUAGCCAAUUCAAUGGUCAAUAACUGGGUGGGACCUCCUGCGAUGAUCACUAUCUUCCGUAAACUGUUCGGGUCACAUUCCUGUCCGAACAUCGUCAGACAAAACAACUUUUCCAAGCUACAGCAUUACUAUCUUCUAAAGACCAUCCCUUUUGCCAUGGCCCACCUCCGGAGUAUCCAAGCCAUCUGUCCCCAGGAAGUUCUCCGCUUUAUUCUGGAACUUUUCAAAUACAACGAUAAUAGCAAAAACAAAUACUCUGACAACUACUACAGAGCUGCUCUGUUGGAUUCUCUAGCAGCCACUCUGACUCCUGCUGUCACUAUCAUCACUGGUCUUGGUGAGGGUCCAUCGAUGGACAGCCUGACAACAGAGACGAAGCAGAUCCUCGAGGAGAUCACACGCUGCCUUAACCUCGACAAAUUACUGCCAUGUUACCAUCACACUGUGACUGUCAGCUGUCUUAAGGCAAUCAGGAUUUUACAGAAGUUUGGCCAUUUGCCAAGUGAUGUAUCAUUGUUUAAGAGCUACAUGCAGUAUGGUGUGUUCAGGAAUGUAAGGAUUGCUGCUGUUGAGGCUGUGGUAGACUACAUCAAAACUGAUUGUAAACCUGAAGAACUACACUAUCUGGUUGAUGUUAUAGAGAAAGAUCCAGAUACUUACUUCAGACACGUUGUCAUCAGAAAACUGGUACAGAACCCACCCUUCAAGCGCGGUGAGCACAGCCAUCUACAUACACAGGCCUUGGUGGAACGGCUUUGGAAACUCAUGAACAUCACAUUUUCCCAUGAUAGUCGUUUGAGGUGUGACAUUGCUGACCUCUACUUCACCUUGUAUGGCCGCACACGCCCCACGUGUCUGGGGAUUCCUGAGAGUCUGGUUGUGUUCAAUCUCAAAGAGAAGAAGGCAAAAUUCAAUCCCUCUGUGGUACCAGUGGAAAUGGAGGCAAUGUUUGAAGAUGAAGAGGAAGUAGAUGAUGUGGAAACAGAAAAUGUAGCCAUGGAGGUUGAAGAAGGCGAAAUUCUGGACCCAACAGAAGUAUCAGUUUCUGUCCCUGUAGAGACAGAUGUACCACAUGGACAGAAACGGCCAGCAGAGUCGCCCCUGGACCUGGGACCUGCGACCUCAUUGGAAUUGAAUCCCACCCUUGAGUCCUCCAUCGUGGAGAGCAACACUGAGGCAGGCCAGAGCGAAGACAGCAACACUUCCUUUAAACUCAAAAUCAAGAUGAAGGCAGAGGAGGACUCUGUCUCGAAGGUAUCUGUCCAGUCCAUUCCUGCUCCACAAACAGGAGGCUCUGUUUCCAUGGAUACCAUUGGUAGACUGAGUGAAGAUUCAUUGUCUCCCAUACACUACAGUACUGAGACAAAAGGAGGCAGCAAACCACCGAUGUCCUUUGCAGGGUUGUUGCCUGGAUCUCAGACAUCAGGAGGUGAAACGUCGAUACAGACAAAUCCAGACGAUCCAUCUUCUAGCAAAUCACACAAGGCAAAGAAAAAGAAGAAAAAAAAUAAACACAAACAUAAACAUAAACACAAACACGAUAAAUCAGAACGUGAUCGCGAGUCAUCAGAACGGCCCAAGGACGCUGCAGGACAUUACAGCUCGGAGACAAGUACUAUUAACUCACCAAUAGUGAAACUAGACCCUCCAAGUUCACCCGAGUUUGAGAUUAUAUAAGGCACUAUGGUUACAGGAGAAUUUAUCCUCUGCCACUAAAAGUGUUAGUGAUUAAACUCAUUUAUAUAAGUUAACUACAGUGUACUAAUGUCAGUGUGUGGAGAAUGUCUCGAGUCGGUCAACUCCUGAAAGAACACAGUAGUCAUUGUGUGUGUAAGAGUGAAGAGAUGUCAGAAAGUGUUCCAUUGAUGUGCUAGUCACUUUCUAAAUGAUGAAAAAGUGUAAGUAUUUUGAAUACUUAAAAGAGGGAGGUAAAUUGUUUUCUUAACUAUCAUACAUCUUGAACAAUUUGUAUGUUUCAGUCUACACUACUGUAAAUGUGUAUACUUUAUCAUCUUCUGUGUAUCUGCUUGGUAUCGUGAUGAGUAUGUGAUUGAUUUUAAAAUCAGGAGUAUUCAAAUUAAACUAAU
Ylistrum balloti is the source of this 4198-nucleotide messenger RNA. RefSeq names its product transcription initiation factor TFIID subunit 2-like. The transcript is spliced from 31 exons. Gene Ontology annotation, molecular function: metallopeptidase activity; zinc ion binding; chromatin binding. Lineage: Eukaryota; Metazoa; Mollusca; Bivalvia; Pectinida; Pectinidae. Gene Ontology annotation, biological process: transcription initiation at RNA polymerase II promoter. The record is from RefSeq and is a predicted model, not a curated record. Gene Ontology annotation, cellular component: transcription factor TFIID complex. The coding region runs from base 39 to 3788 and encodes 1249 amino acids.